Molecule: messenger RNA, 2575 nt
Organism: Esox lucius (northern pike)
Lineage: Eukaryota; Metazoa; Chordata; Actinopteri; Esociformes; Esocidae
Product: NLR family CARD domain-containing protein 3-like
Exons: 7
Coding region: 170-2575 (801 amino acids)
Source: RefSeq, a predicted model, not a curated record
AUCGAAAGUAAAAUUUUUUGUUGUUCCAGGCUCCAUUUUGAGACAUCGCAGCAAAAACAGAAGGGAUGAUACAUUAAUAACGGGGCCCCUCUCACUACUAGUCGCUGACAGCAGCCAGCCAACCACGUGAUCUCUGCUGCCGGCAAAAUACAAAACCUCGGCAGUCAUCAUGAAGCGGAUUUAUGCUUCUGGAAGCCAGAAACGAAAGAAGAGAAAGGAAGAGGAGGAUAAGAAAAAACAAGAUAGUGCCUGCUGCUACUCAACAAGGAGCACCAGACCAGUGCCCCAGAGCUCCUGUCCAAGAGAACGAAGGCUCUCCACCACAAGGAUUCCACCCAUGGCAGAGUUAAAAGACAGGGAUGGUGACAUGAACAUUUUGUGCCCAAUUCAACAAGAGGGACCAGACUCCCCUGCACCCAGCUGUGUGUCCAUGAAGACGGACAAGUCUAUGGAGGAGCCCAAUAACUUCAGAGAGGGAUACUUUUCUACUGAACAAAGAGACCCACAGGAGAGAUCAGAGUCUGGGAGUCAUCAAAAACACCUUUCCUCCAUAUUCAGUUUACUUGAACAAAAUAUAAUGACCUUUUUGAAGAAGGAGUUGAAGAGUUUCCAGACAAUGCUGAGUACAGAUUUCCCAGAAGGCUUUGAGAGUAAGAAGAAGGAUGAGGAUGGUGUGGACCCUGAAGAUGAGAAGGAGAGCAGUGCCAAAGAGUGGGUUCGGAAGAUUAUACUGAAUUUCCUGAGGAACAUGAACCAGAAGGACCUUGCUGACAGACUAGAGAUAAUUCAGAUUGCUGGGAUAUGUCCUGAACUCAAAUUUAACCUGAAGAAGAAGUAUCAGUGCCUAUUUGAGGGUAUUGCUAAACAAGGGAAACCAACACCUCUCCAUAAGAUCUACACAGAGCUCUACAUCACAGAGGGUGGAAAGGGAGAUGUCAAUAAUGAACAUGAGGUGAGACAGAUUGAGACAGCAACUAAGAAAAAAGCAAGACCAGAAAAAGCAAUCAAAUGUAAUGACAUCUUCAAACCGCUACCUGGACAAGACAAACCUAUCAGAACUGUGCUGACAAAGGGAAUCGCAGGAAUUGGAAAAACAGUCUCUGUGCAGAAGUUCGUACUGGAUUGGGCUGAAGGAAAAGCCAAUCAGGAUGUCCAAUUUGUAUUUUCCCUCCCUUUUAGGGAGCUGAAUUUGAUGAAAGGGGAAGAACUCAGUUUGAUUAAACUCAUCAACCAUUUCUCAAUCGAAACCACAAAAGCAAGAAUCUCUAAAUACAGCGAAUACAAAGUUCUGUUCAUCUUUGAUGGUCUGGAUGAGUGUCGGCUGCCCCUUGACUUCCAGAACAACAAGAGCUGUUGUGAUGUGACAGAGUCAACCUCAGUGGAUGUGCUGCUGACAAACCUCAUCAAGGGAAAUCUGCUUCCCUCUGCUCUCCUCUGGAUAACUACCAGACCUGCAGCAGCCAAUGAGAUCCCUUCAGGGUGUGUUGACCAGGUGACAGAGGUGAGAGGGUUCAAUGACCCACAGAAAGAGAAGUACUUCAGGAAGAGAUUCAGAGAUGAGGAAUUGGCCAGCAGAAUCAUCUCACACAUAAAGACAUCAAGGAGCCUCCACAUCAUGUGUCACAUACCAGUCUUCUGUUGGAUCGUUGCUACAAUCCUUGAGUACAUGUUGACUACAGAUGAUAAAGUAGAGCUGCCAAAGACCCUAACAGACAUGUACUCACACUUCCUUGUGUUUCAGUCCAAACAAAGGAAUGUAAAGUAUGAUGGGAAAAAAGAGACAGAUCCACACUGGAGUAAAGAGAGAAUUCUAACACUGGGAAAACUGGCUUUUCAACAGCUACAGAAAGGCAAUCAGAUUUUCUAUGAAGAAGACCUGAAAGAGUGUGGCAUUGAUAUCAAUGAAGCAUCAGUGUACUCAGGAGUCUGUACACAGAUCUUUAAAGAGGAAUGUGGGCUGAACCAGGACAAGGUGUUCUGUUUUGUCCAUCUUAGCAUUCAGGAGUUUCUAGCUGCGGUAUAUGUGUUUCUCUCAUUCAACAACAACAAUGAGAACCUAAUGGAUGAACAACAAUCAACAGACAGGAAUGUUUCUGAGCAGUUAAGAGACCAAGUCACAUUCUACAAGACUGCUGUGGAUAAAGCCUUACAGAGUAAGACUGGACACCUGGACCUAUUUCUCCGCUUCCUUCUGGGUCUCUCACUGGAGUCAAAUCAGAAGAAUUUACGAGGUCUACUGACAAAGACCAGAAACAGCUCACAGAGCCAUGAAGAAACCGUCAGGAACAUCAAGGAGAAAAUCAGAGAUAAUCCCUCUUCAGAGAGGUGCAUCAAUCUGUUCCACUGUCUAAAUGAACUGAAUGACCAUUCUCUAGUGGAGGAAAUCCAAAGAUAUCUGAGUACAGGAAGUGUCUCUGCAGUAGGACUUUCAUCUGCACAGUGGUCAGCUCUUGCCUUUGUGUUACUGACUUCAGAAGAGGAGAUUGAUGUGUUUGACCUGAAAAAAUACUCCACAUCAGAGGAAGGUCUUCUGGGGUUGCUGCCAGUUAUCAAAACCUGCAGAAUUGCUCUGUAA